Sphenostylis stenocarpa is the source of this 1647-nucleotide messenger RNA. Lineage: Eukaryota; Viridiplantae; Streptophyta; Magnoliopsida; Fabales; Fabaceae. The record is from the annotation of a GenBank genome assembly.
AUGGGUGUGGGUGUGGGUGUGGGGAAGUUGAACUUUCUAUCGACGGACCUGGCCGUGUUAGCGCAGAGCAACAACAAAUGCAGGAAGCACGUGUGUUGGAGAUCGAAUACGGCGGCGUUUCACCACCGGAAGCCGAUCUCCUGGUCUGUGCUUUGCGGUUUCAUGCUUUUUGGGCUGGGCCUCAUUUCCCUCUUGACGGGCCACAUGGCCUCUGAUCUUGAAUGGUACUCUCAGCGAUUGGUCCAUCGCACUCUCUACUCUGCAUUGGAGGGAAACUAUCGCGCGUCAGUCGAUGUUUGGAAAUCGCAGUAUUCUAAAUAUUACUACGGGUGCUGUGAAAGGGGACGCGGUUAUGCUCCUGCUGUCCGUGAGCCGUUGUCAAAUGGGUACUUGCUUAUUGGAACUAGUGGAGGAUUGAACCAACAAAGAACUGGGAUAACAGACGCUGUUGUUGCUGCACGAAUUCUUAAUGCCACAUUAGUUGUACCUGAGUUGGAUCAUCAUUCUUUUUGGAAGGAUGACAGUGACUUUGUCGAUAUUUUUGAUGUUGAAUGGUUCAUUUCUUAUCUCGCAAAAGAUGUUACUAUAGUCAAAAGAGUUCCUGAUAAGUUCAUGCGGUCAAUGGAGAAACCACCAUAUACGAUGCGUGUCCCAAGGAAAUCAGAGCCAGAAUAUUAUCUUGAUCAAGUUUUGCCUAUACUUUUGAGAAGACAGGUUGUUCAAUUGACAAAAUUCGACUACAGACUUGCAAAUAACCUUGAUGAUGAGCUACAGAAACUACGAUGCCGUGUCAAUUUUCAUGCUUUGAGAUUUACCAAACCUAUUCAAGAACUUGGUCAGAGAAUUGUUAUGAGAAUGCAAAAUAUGGCACAGCGUUUCAUUGCAGUCCAUUUGAGGUUUGAACCGGAUAUGCUAGCAUUUUCAGGUUGUUAUUUUGGUGGGGGAGAUAAAGAGAGACGCGAGCUUGGUGAAAUCAGAAAAAGGUGGACAACAUUACCUGAUUUGAGCCCAGAUGGAGAGCGGAAGAGAGGGAAAUGUCCUCUUACUCCUCAUGAAGUGGGUUUGAUGUUACGGGCACUUGGCUUUUCAAAUGACACAUAUCUCUAUGUUGCAUCAGGAGAAAUAUAUGGGGGGGAUGAAACUAUGCAGCCCCUCAAAGAUCUUUUCCCCAACAUUUAUACAAAGGAGAUGCUAGCUGAUGAAGAGCUGAAACCUUUCCUUCCAUUCUCUUCACGCCUUGCUGCUAUUGACUACAUUGUUUGUGAUGAAAGUGAUGUAUUUGUCACUAAUAACAAUGGUAAUAUGGCCAAGAUUCUUGCAGGUCGAAGGAGAUAUAUGGGUCACAAAAGAACAAUUAGACCAAAUGCAAAGAAGAUUGGCACGCUAUUGGCAGCAAGGCAUGAAAUGGACUGGGAUACCUUUUCCAAAAAGGUUAAGUCAUGCCAGAGAGGAUUCAUGGGAGAGCCCGAUGAGAUGAGACCUGGACGGGGUGAAUUUCAUGAAUUUCCAAGCUCCUGCGUGUGCAAGAGAGCAUAUGUGAAAGAAGAACUCGGGAAAGAGGUAUACCGUCCCCCUAAACUCCGGGCAAUAAAUUUGACGAAAGCUGAUUCCUCGUUGAAUGGAAUUAGAAGAAGAGGCAGGACAUGA